This is a messenger RNA of Saccostrea cuccullata (small rock oyster), 2310 nucleotides long. RefSeq lists its product as uncharacterized. The transcript is spliced from 4 exons. The record is from RefSeq and is a predicted model, not a curated record. Lineage: Eukaryota; Metazoa; Mollusca; Bivalvia; Ostreida; Ostreidae. Gene Ontology annotation, molecular function: copper ion binding; oxidoreductase activity. Bases 56 to 2119 code for a protein of 687 amino acids.
UGUACGUCUUUACAUUUUGAACCUUCUCUUGAAAAAUUGGUAUAGGUUUUUAAAGAUGGCAAAGACGGCAGUGAUUUUUCUUCUUGCAUUAUCCCUGCUGCAUGUCGUCUCCUCAUUUGAAUGCGAUGAGAAUGCAAACAUCUGCGAAACCUCUUUGGUAAUUACCGAAGAAUUGACCAUGUUUCAUGAGAAGGAAAAAGCUGUUUACCCCAGUAAUGGUUCUCUUUAUAAAUACUCCGCAGACCCCAUUUUACCUGUGCCUGUUAACAUUAGCGAAGUUAUCACAGCAGAUGGAUUUGAGAAGCAGAUAGUGGUUGUUGUAGCAAAUGGCUCUUUACCUGGUCCGUCAAUCAUAGCUUAUGAGGAUCAGAUUCUUGUUGUCCACGUCAAAAAUAACCUCAUGUCAGAAACAGUAUUCAUCCACUGGCAUGGGAUAGAACAAAGAGGCACGCCAAACAUGGAUGGAGCUAGUUAUGCGUCGCAAUGUCCCAUUGAUCCUGGUCAAUCUUUUACUUAUACUUUCAACGUCGGUCAGGGCGGCACUUACUGGUACCGUUCUCAAUCAGGUUUACAAAGGGGAAAAGGGUUGUACGGGGCAUUAGUAGUGCGAGAACGAAAUCCUCCUUCACAUCUGCAGAAUGUUUCAGGAGAAUUCAUUCUACAGCUGCAGGACUGGAAUCAUGACUUUAAUGCAGACCGAGAAUUUCUCUCUUCUGAGGUAGGGGAAAAUCUCAAAUCAAGUAAAAUUUUAACGUUUGAUUCUAUCUGGAAUGCACAUUCUUCUCUGAUCAAUGGCAGAGGAAGAUACUAUAACCCUGAUACGGGAAAGCAUAAUGAAGCACCAAUACAGGUAUUUGAUGUUGAUCAAGGCGAACUCUACAGAUUUCGAGUUAUAAAUGCAGCUUCUAUGUACUCUUACAGAGUUUCUGUGGACAACCACACAUUGACUGUUGUGUCUUCUGAUGCUCGUUUAAUCAAACCAGUUGAUGUAGAAUCUGUAAUAGUUAACCCCGGAGAGAGAUUUGACUUUAUACUGGAAGCCAAGGCAGAUAUUGGUAAUUUCAAAAUUCGCGGAGUGGCACAAAAUGUCAUCAACUCGAUACCUGCUGAAGCAGUGCUGCACUAUGCCGGAGCAGAUGAAAUGUUUGUGUCUUUAUCUUCUACGAGGAAUCCGUGCACACCGACAGAACAAUGUGCCAUUUUAAAUUGUCCAGUCAAGUCUUUUCCCAUGGAGCCAGAACUUCAAUGUUUAACUAUAGAUUCAACGACGGCAUUCAUAUCCAAUGCACCUUCUUCAGAAGGUUCUCUACACGAAUAUUUCUUAAAUUUUGCCGUUUCUGGCCCCAUGAAAUACUUAUUACCCCCUAUCUCAGCAAAAUCCCAUUACAAACACGUUAAAAGUUUGUGUUCCACAGAAGAAUGUAAGAACAACGAUGAAUGUACAUGUGUCAAUAUAAUUGAUGCAAACUAUAACGGCACGAUUAACUUUGUUUUCUUGAACAUGGGAAAACAAAAGGGAUGGGAUGUUCAAAUUCAUAUGCAUGGCCAUUCUUUCGAGGUUUUAAAGGUAGGAUAUGCAAACUACAAUGAAACUACUGGAGAGUAUAUUUCGGAGAAUACCGACAUCAACUGUGGAGGGAACACUACUGAAGAUGAAAACUGUAAUGGUGCUACAUGGAGCGAUCCAGAUUGGUUCAACGGAAAUGACACCGGUUUGAAUCUCGCAGAUCCUCCUCUGAAGGACACAAUUACACUCCCGUAUGGUGGUUACGUCAUAGCACGAAUCAAGGUUGAUAACCCAGGGAUGUGGGCCAUCUCUUACCAAAUGCUUCCACUCGUAGCAGAUGGAAUUGCUGUUCUUCUGAAUGAAUCUUUCGAAAACCAACCAAAGGUUCCAGACAACUUUCCAACCUGUGGAGACUUUGGAGGCAUUAAUCCAGAUCAACUCAUUAGUACACCAGCACCACCAACGACCACGACCAUUCCAACCACUACAGAACCUGCCAGAUGUGUAACACCCGGGGACUGUCGACGACACAUCAAUUUGUGUUAUACGGAAUGGCAGUGUAUAAACAAAUUAUGUCAUUGUAAAGAAACACAUACCACUCCAUUUCAUUAAUUACUAGAAGAUUUUUUGAAAUUGUUUUCAUUUAUACUGAAGCUUUUUUGUGGAAGAAAUAUAAUGCAAUGCCAAGCUUUUGUAAAUUAGUAACAUUAUGGAUGAUUAUGCAAAAUCCUAGCCAUGAUUACCACUAAGCAUUUUAUUUUAUUUUAGACUACUGUUUCAUGUGUUUCGUUGGCCUUAUUUGU